AUGAUUGCGAAGAAGAAACCACGAGCCGCCCGCCAUGACUCCGGAACCCAUGUAAAGGCGAACGGGAUGAGAAACAACCAAGUGGAGAAAACCGUUAGAUCGGGUUCAAGGUUCAAUGCUUUGUCACAGGAGGAUUCCAUGGAAGAGGAUUUUAUCCAGCAAAGGGAAAAGAGCCUAGGGAGUUCAUGCGGGAGGGGAGACUCGUGGGACAACCCCAAAGGGUGA
Linum trigynum is the source of this 225-nucleotide messenger RNA. Lineage: Eukaryota; Viridiplantae; Streptophyta; Magnoliopsida; Malpighiales; Linaceae. The record is from the annotation of a GenBank genome assembly.